UACUCUCUCUAUUGAAUAAUUCACAUCCCCGAGCGUAAUUUCAGUAGGCAAUGUACUUUUCAUUGAUAAUUAAAUAUUCAUCUAAUAUAUGUGUGAAAUCAUAACGUAUUAUUUCACGUGAAGAGAAUUACUAACUGGACGAUGGGUAUUCCCUCUUAGGGAUAUGUGAAUUUACGCCAUCUCUUCAUCGAAUGUAAAAUUACACUUGUAUUUGUGAGCGACUAGUGUAAUGUUGAUUCUUGUCUACAGAAGCGCAUCGGUUUGUCUGGCGUGUGCAUUGAAAUAUUUUUGUUAUUGGUGAAAAUAAGUAUAGAAGGAAUAUGACUGAAGAGAGAACUGUUUUCAAAAUUUGGAAUAAUUUCCGAACUAAAAAAACAAUUGUGGUUGUUGACGCUUCAGAUAAUAACCUUUAUGAAAACUUAAUCUUGAAGGCAUCUGAGAAACUACAAAUAGAUGGAUCCCAGUUAGUUUUAGAAACAGACGGCACAACUAUCGAUGAGAAUGAGGCAUUAGUUAUGUUGAAUAAAGAAAUAUUUAUAUUAUUAGAUAAAAACGAGUUUUGGGUGCCUUCUGUUACAAAUACUACCAACACCAGCAGCAUCAUGAGCCUAGAUACAACUUUAUCAGCAAUUUCCACAGAUAGUACAGAUAUACCUAAUACAGUUAUAGUUUUGGAUACGGAAGAAUCCAGUCAUCCACAAGAAAAAGAAUACAAUGAAUGUGUAUGUUUUGUACCUAAUGCAUUGAUUAAUGUUGAUGAAGCGUACGAUGAAAAAGAGAAUAAAGUUGGAAUAUUGAACCAACCAGAGAAAAUAAUUACAGAGAAUUUCUGGAGAAACUUCCACAUUCCAUGGCAUAAGUUACCUCGUACCAUACUUAAUGAAAUACAAACAGGCGGUCGUGGAAAACACAUUGAGGAAGAAGUGUUGAGCCUUGUUUUACGAGAAAUGAGAACAAUUCAAACACGAAUUCCCUUGAAUUACUUCCGAAUCAUCGUUCAUAAAAUCAUUGAAAAGUCUCCGAAAACAUUUCAGGAUGUUGAUGAUGACGGUGUUGUGCUUGGCGAUGGAUCAAGUACAUUGUUAUUGAAACUGAAAGAUAGAAAUAAUUAUAAAAAUCAGCUGGUGAAGAGAAAACAUGAUACAGCAAUAAAUGAAAUAAAAAAGAGAAGGAAAACAAGUGAAAUAUGCAUUGAAGAAACAUCGCAAAUCGAAAAGAAAAGUUCACCGAUAGAACAACGGAGCAUAGAACAUAAAAUUACUGACAUAAAUAGAGAUUAUGAAAAUCUCUCAGAUAUAGAACUGGAACUUUUAUUGGAGGAAACUUAUGAGAAACAAAGAAUGCUCAUCGAUAAAAUAUUGCCCAUCAUUCAAAUGAAAAGUAUGUGGCCUUGCUUCUUUCAAAGGCGUUUUAUUUUCUGGCAUUAUCAAAGAUUAAUGGGACAUUCAUUGAACCAACUGGAAACUGCGAUGAAAAUGAAAAUUGAUCGUCUGUUGGAUUAUCUCCAUAUGAAAAAAUAUAUAGGAAAAACACCAAUUGAAGCAAGUGAUACAGAAAAAUAUAUGAACUUAUUGAAAGGCUUAACUAAGCAUUUCAGAGAAGUUUUCGACUAUAUUCUUAAAACUUUGAAGAGUCAGGACCAAGUAAACGAAGUGGAGUCUUUGCGGCCAUGUCUCAUUUUCGUAGAAGAUGACAGUAAAUAUUACAUUGUCAUAGAGAAAAUCAUUGUUAAUGAUGGUACCACCGAUUUCAUUGAUGCACUGAAGCAGUGCUAUGGAUGUUUUUAUAUAUUCAAUAUGAAAUACCCCGAGAGAGCUUUAUCAACAAUGGAAUUUCUGCAGAGAUAUUUCAUGAAAACACAUCCUAGCACCGGGACCAAAGCCAGCACUUCUGGAACGAACAAAAAUAGCGUGAUAAGGUUUUUGAAGAAUUUUGCAGAGUUUAUUACCAAAGAUAAUAACAGCAAUUGAAGAAAAAAGGAAAAGAAAUGUUACUUUCAUUUCUCUUUCCGAAUAAUAAUUCCACCAUGAGCAACAAAGAAAAUGUGUUAAUUUGAAGAAUUGUUUUUUAUUUUGUACUGUUGUUAUUUGAUUUUUUUUUAAUGAAAGAAAAAAACAUUGUUUUGUCGAAUUCCCUUUCAAGAAUGUUUAUGAAUUUAUUUUAUAUAUACAUAUUUUUUUAAUAUAUCAAUGUGUAAUA
Leptinotarsa decemlineata (Colorado potato beetle) is the source of this 2199-nucleotide messenger RNA. RefSeq lists its product as uncharacterized. NCBI's taxonomy places the organism in Eukaryota, Metazoa, Arthropoda, Insecta, Coleoptera, Chrysomelidae. The record is from RefSeq and is a predicted model, not a curated record. Gene Ontology annotation, biological process: apoptotic process.